UUAAAUGGUGCGCCCAGUCUAAUCCUACAACCCGAAUCAGCGGGCCGAUUUCGGUGGAACCCGUUCAGAGGAUACCUCAGAGGGUCAUAAGGUUGCCGAUUGUGUAGCUGUUUAAGUGAGAAGCCAAGAAUACAAGUGGUCAACCAAGCAACUUCUGGAGGAGAGGUUGUUCGCGUGUGAAAUAGUGGCUCAAGUCUGUAAGUAGUGAAAAUGUACGCGAUCCGCCUGUUCAUUCUGUCACUGGCUGCCAUCGGAGUGCACUCCAGUUAUGCACUGCCACCGUCCACGUUUGGCGAGGCGAUCGCUAGUGCCGGCCAGUUGUCGAACAAAUUGAAGGAAACGGUCGCAUGGAAAACGUUCACCGGCAUUGCGCGCGAUUCCGACUCGAUCAAUUCGCUGGUGCGGAUCAUACCGCGUACGACGAUGGGUUUCGUGCGGGAUGUGGUCAGUUCGUUCAAGCGCGAGUCGCGUGCCAUCAUUCUCACCAAAAACGGUGCCCUGGAGGGACGAUUGCAGCAGGUGAAGGGUGGCGGAUCGGGCUUCUUCUACGCGUUCAAGGGCAUCCGGUACGGACAGGCCCCGAUCGGUGAGCUACGGUUCCGUGCGCCCAUCCCGGAGACUCCCUGGAAGGGCAUCCGAAGUGCAAACCAGGAGGGUUCCGUUUGUCCUCAUCGUAACAUGAUACUGGACAACUAUAAGGGCAACGAGGACUGUCUGUUCCUGAAUGUGUACUCACCGGAGCUACCGGUAGGCGAGGACAACCCGUCGCUGCCCGUGUUCGUGUGGAUUCAUGGUGGUGCCUUUUCGUUUGGUUCCGGAAAUUCCUUCCUCUACGGACCGGACUAUCUCGUCCCGAACGGGGUCGUGCUGGUGACAUUCAACUAUCGUCUUGGGCCACUCGGAUUCCUUUCUGUAGGUCGUGACUCACCAGGCAACGCCGGUCUCAAGGAUCAGUUGUUGGCGCUCAAGUGGGUUCAGGAGAACAUCGCUGCAUUCGGUGGCGAUCCAGACCAGGUGACCAUAUUUGGCCAGUCCGCUGGUGCAGUUUCGGUGCAGCUGCUCACGCUAUCCCCACUGACGAAGGGGCUCUUCCACAGGGCGAUAGCCCAGAGCGGGUCAGUCCUUAAUCCGUGGGCCAUCGCACGUGACACGAAAAGGCGUGCCUUCCAUCUUGGCCAGCUGUUGGGCAUUCGGACGAACGAUACGGACGAACUGUUGGGCCAGCUACGCCGUGUGCCGCCACAGAAGAUCGUAGAUGCCGCCCUCAAGACACUGACGGCGGAAGAUGUGCGUAAAAGCAUCGGGCUACCGUUUGUACCGUCGCUAGAGGACUGGACCGGAGAGGAUGCUUCCAGUGAUGAGCCGCUGCUGCGGGAAGAACCACUGGAACUGCUGAAGAGUGGCCGCUACCAUCACGUCCCAAUGAUCGUUGGGUUCAACUCGCACGAAGCGAUGCUGUUCUUGAGGCGUGUGCGCAAGGAUCCAAACCUACUACAAACGCUCGACAGUGACUUUGAGCGGCUGAUACCGACCAACCUGCAUGUGAACCGUGAAUCGGACGAGGGCCGAGAGUUCGCGAGCAAAAUGAAACAGUUCUAUCUGGGUGAUAGACACGUUUCGAACGAAACCAUCCAGGAGAUGAUGAAUCUUAUGUCCGAUGUGAUGUUCCUGCACGGGAUAACGGAUGUCGCCCGGAUACAUGCGUCCCACAAUGGUCCUAACUCGACCUGGGUGUACCGGUUCGGGUACGAUGGUGCGCUCGGUAUCUACAAGCGGAUACUGGGCAUCAAUUGGCCCGGUGCUUGCCAUGGCGAUGAGCUGGGUUACCUGUUUCACUUUGGGUUUCUCAACCUCCGGCUAGACAGUUCGUCUCCCGAGCUCCAGGUGAUGCAGAAGAUGACCCGCAUGUGGACUAAUUUCGCAAAGUAUGGCAACCCAACGCCUUUCGGUGAGGACGAGCUGGUGCUGGGCAUUAACUGGCCAUCGGUGAUACCGAACACGACGACCGAGCUACCAUACCUGGACAUCGCUGGGUCGCUUGCUAGCAAAAUUAAUCCCGAUGCGGUAAGGUUACGGUUCUGGGAUGAUGCCUUCACCCAGUACAAUGGCAAUUUGCUGUAACGAGCCAACUGUGCAGCGGUGUACUGCAAGCGGUCACUGGUCGGAUUGGCAACGGCCGAGACCCCAACGGAUGGUGCAAACAAAAAAACCAAGACAAACUAGCGGUAUAGUGAACAGGGUUUUAGUGCUUGCCAAAAGAUAGUGUCGUUAUCUGCCAUUUCUAAAACACGUGUUUGCAGCCCAGCAGCGCACUACGGUGCACAUAUUGUUAUAGCAUUUCCGCUAGAAUGUUUCACUAAAACGGGGAAUGUAGUAUAUAUUUUUAGAUGAAUCGUUAUGUUUUGUUCAAUCCACUGAUAGAGUGUUAGAGCGUACCGAAUAGUAAUUAUGCAUCGAAGCCAGUUGAAACUAU
Anopheles darlingi is the source of this 2473-nucleotide messenger RNA. Its product is annotated as juvenile hormone esterase. Gene Ontology annotation, molecular function: hydrolase activity. NCBI's taxonomy places the organism in Eukaryota, Metazoa, Arthropoda, Insecta, Diptera, Culicidae. Bases 211 to 2121 code for a protein of 636 amino acids. The transcript has 8 exons. The record is from RefSeq and is a predicted model, not a curated record.